UUAGACUUGCCUCUCUUUCAAGAUGGAUUUCCUUCAUAGGAAUGGAGUGCUCGUUAUUCAGCAUUUGCAGAAGGACUACCGAGCUUACUACAAUUUUCUAAAUUUUAUGUCCAAUGUUGGUGAUCCCCGGAAUAUCUUUUCUAUUUAUUUUCCACUUUGGUUUCAACUUAAUCAGACAGUUGGAACCAAGAUGAUAUGGGUAGCAGUCAUUGGGGAUUGGUUCAAUCUUAUUUUUAAAUGGAUAUUGUUCGGUCAUCGGCCUUACUGGUGGGUCCAAGAAACUCAGAUUUAUCCAAAUCAUUCAAGUUCAUGCCUCGAACAGUUCCCCACUACAUGUGAAACAGGUCCAGGAAGUCCAUCUGGCCAUGCAAUGGGCUCAUCAUGUGUCUGGUAUGUCAUGGUAACAGCUGCCCUGAGCCACACUGUCAGUCGGAUGGAUAAGUCGUCUACCACUCUGCACAGACUGACCUGGUCAUUUCUUUGGAGUCUUUUUUGGUUGAUUCAAAUCAGUGUCUGCAUCUCCAGAGUAUUCAUAGCAACACAUUUUCCUCAUCAAGCUAUUCUUGGAGUAAUUGGUGGCAUGCUUGUGGCAGAGGCUUUUGAGCACACUCCAGGCAUCCAAACAGCCAGUCUGAGCACAUACCUGAAGACCAACCUCUUCCUCUUUCUGUUUGCACUGGGCUUUUACCUGCUUCUCAGACUGCUUGACAUUGACCUGCUGUGGUCUGUGCCCAUAGCCAAGAAGUGGUGUGCCAACCCGGACUGGAUCCACAUUGACACCACACCUUUUGCCGGACUCAUGAGAAACCUUGGGGUGCUCUUUGGCUUGGGCUUUGCAAUCAACUCAGAGAUGUUCCUUAGGAGCUGCCGAGGGGAAAAUGGCUACAAGCUGAGCUUUCGGCUGCUUUGUGCUGUGGUCUCGUUGAUCACACUGCAGCUCUACCAUUUCAUCAAGAUCCCCACUCAUGCAGAGCAUUUAUUUUAUGUGCUGUCUUUCUGUAAAAGUGCAUCCAUCCCACUGACUGUGGUUGCUCUGAUUCCCUACUGUAUUCAUAUGUUAAUGAAACCAAGUGAAAAGAAGAUUAAUUAGAGUUGUACAGGGAGUUAGUGCUCUGUGGCCCCAGCCUGACACUCCUGUUCCAUCCUCCAGCAGAACCACGGGAAGGGGGAGACUGGAGGCUUCCAAGCAGAGGUCACAAAAUGGCAGCCACUGGCCCCAUCCCACUAUACCUAUGUUUAGUUUGGCCUUCACAGUGGUCUCCCUCCACCCCAAUUUAAAUUAGUUGCCAACAUUUGAAAACCAGAAUAUUUGGCAUAAAAGUCUGAACUGUGUUUUCUUGAAAAAUCUGACAAUAUGGCACCUCAGGACCUGCAUUCCCUCCUGGAAACAAUCUACUGUUAUUGACUGUCCCUAGUAAGAAGCAGUAUUCUCUAUUUUCUCACAGUCUUUAGCACCCCAACAGGAGCCUCAGUAUCAGUUGUCAUUACUAUAAGAAGGUCAGGGUGCUUAUGGUUCCUGUGGGCAUUUUAGUGGGAGCCCCCCUCAAAUCCAAUCCCUUCGGUUUUCAGAUAAGGAGAGGGAAAUUCAUUCAGGAGAAAAAACUUGCUGUUGUCACACCACUGUCAGAACAGGAAUUAGAACCCAAGUCUUCUGACAUAUAUUUCCAUUACACUGUUUUGUUUCUUCAUUUUUAAGAAGUAAAAAUCUGUAAGAGUGAAUGCUUCUGUGAUGAUUGCCAUGUAAAUCAGCUGUUUUUCCAGAAAUGUCAUUAAAAUGCCACAACCUGUUUGACUCACACCAUGCAGGGUGUUGAUGGGGCCAGCGAUGGCUCUAGAUGUGGCUACAUAUCCAGGGGAAAGGGGUCAGGUUACUGUAUAGACUUGAACCUCUGCUUAACUCCUGGUCUCUUUUUGCAGUAGUGCUUUCCAGUGUCAAUAAAUGCUGCUGAAGAUGCUCUGCUCAGAACAUUAUUUACCAGUCUUUCAAAACCAAGAAAAUCAAGUCCUUUCCUCAAGGUCAUGUUCCAACCCAAGAAAACUAUUAAUUGCAUCUAUCUAUUCGGGUUAAUCUCUAUGUAUACUGAGCUGUGAUGAAAAAUCUAUAGCUUUACUUUAGAGAAUUAUUAUUGAAAGAAUAUUAAUAUUAUACUGAGAAUUUCUCAACAAGAGUUUUUCCCCCCCUUUUUCCUUUCAUUGUGUCUAGUAAUUCGGGACUUUAAAUUGAUAAGUAUGUCAUUCCAAUCAGGUACAUUUUGAGUCAGACUUUGCUACACAUCUUAGUUGCCUGUGGUCCACUACAGUGUUUUAUGUAACUCUACUCAAAAAUAUAAAUAUGUGAAUUAUUUCAGAUGAUAUAAUAAACCAUCCAUAAGUAUUUAUGAAAACUUAACAGUUCAAGUAAGUACUAGUUGGCAAAACAUUAGUUGAGGGUAACAAAAACUCGAAAAAUCAAAGAUUUUCCUCAAAAGGAAAUUAUUGUUUCCUCUUGUAGAUGUAUUUAUAGAGUAUAUGCUGUUGCUUUUACAAAACACACAUAAAAGUUUUGGGUUUUUUUAAUGUUUAUUUAUUUUUGAGAGAGAGACAGACAGAGAGUCAGCAGGGAAGAGACAGAGAGAGAGGGAGACACAAAUCUGAAGCAGGCUCUGGGCUCUGAGCUGUCAGCACAGAGCCCGACACUGGGCUUGAACUCACGAACCAUGAGCUCAUGACCUGAGCUGAAGUCAGAUGCUUAAGUGACUGAGCCACCCAGGUGCCUCACAGCUUUGUUUUUAAAGGUAAUUGAACUUGGUUUCAGUGGUCAGGUGAUUCCUAAGCAAGAAGCUGAGGGAUGAAGAAAGAUCAUCUUAAGAAUGAAAUUUGUCUCGUGUUGAAGGGACAUUCGGGGUGAAAGAGAAAAGAAUGGUUCUUAAGGUAAUGACUUCUGGUUGUUGGUUCAAGCCCCUCUGCCCCAGUGUUGCCCUUAGAAGUUCAUUUCAGCCCUUUGACCCUUUUCAAUACGUGUGUCUCAUCCAGUACUCUCCUGCACUUGCCAAAGAGCUCACUGCUCUCAGGACCCCUUUGUCAAAGUUUCAUUUGAGAUUAAUAAUGUUAGGUUGGAGGAAUCUUCCAUCCCAACACAGUCUCAGACUGCUUCUCACCAAGCCUGGGGAAAACUGGGGCAUUAACAGCCAGGGGCUGCUGCUCCAAUGCUCACUCCACCAUACAUCCCUCCUCGGUUCCCAGAGAGAAGCACUCCCCAGGCACCCAUAGUGAGCGCCCUCUGUUGGGUGACACUUGACCCUCAGAAGGGGAAUAGGAUGAGGUGUGGGUUCAUUUACUAUAAUUAAUCGCCAACAAGUCCACCCUAUCUGCCAUCAGGCUGAAAGUCCCCAUGUGAUGAGAUUUCCCUUUUUACUCUAGUUGAAGUCUCCUGGAGGGAUCCAUAUGGUGGCAAAUUGCUUCUGCAAUGGAAACUGCUUAGGCAGCAAGAGGAACAGCUUCUCACAGCCUUGGAGAAAAUGCCUCCCUUUAAUAAUGAUGGAAAAGACUCUUCUGCUUCCAAUUUAUUUGCUAAACGUAAGUGGAAUUGAGCUCAUUUGACUCACUGUUACUAUAUCCAUAUAUUCAAAAUGUCUACACAUCUACAUAUUCAGGAGAAAAAUGUCAAUAUUAUGAGCUCUCAGGAUGAGAAAAUCAAGACAAGCGACUUGAGAGACUGCCCAAUCAAACACACAUUUGAAAAGAGAAGCCAAGUAAUUUAUUAUUGCCGAAACUAGCUUUCAAGAUGAGUGUUGAAUCCCUUUUCUCUGACAACCUAUUGAUUGGACAUCUGCAUUAGGUUAAAUUGGACCUUCUCUAGAUCUAUUUGAGUAUAACAGAAGAGAGAGUUUUAAAAAUGCAUUAUAAGAUGCCCUUGAAAGUUAUAUCUGUAAAUAAAUGCUUUAUAUUUAUUCACAAUCUGUAAAUAAAUUCAAGAUCAAAUUGGUACAUACAGAUACAAAAAACCUUGGUAUAAGAAAAAGUCAAAGACUUGGUUUUAAAAUGUGACUCUUAAGUAUUGUAAAACCAUACAUUCUAGCACUCUUCAACUGAACUUUUUACAAUAACGGAAAGCCACUAGCCACGUGUGGCUCUUGGGCUUU
Acinonyx jubatus (cheetah) is the source of this 4121-nucleotide messenger RNA. RefSeq names its product glucose-6-phosphatase catalytic subunit 2 (gene G6PC2). Gene Ontology annotation, biological process: glucose 6-phosphate metabolic process; gluconeogenesis. The transcript is spliced from 5 exons. Gene Ontology annotation, cellular component: membrane. The record is from RefSeq and is a predicted model, not a curated record. Lineage: Eukaryota; Metazoa; Chordata; Mammalia; Carnivora; Felidae. The coding region runs from base 23 to 1090 and encodes 355 amino acids. Gene Ontology annotation, molecular function: glucose-6-phosphatase activity.